GUCCACGGCCACUCCGUCUCCACUACCAUCCCGAGAGGUCAGCCUAUCAGCGACAAUAUGUAUGUCCAGAUUGAAGAGCCCUGGACGGAAGGUACCAGCAACAAGAGAAUCCAGAAGCUGCAAACGUAUACCGAUUUAUCUCCCAGCGAAUCCGAACUCGUCAGUCAGUACCAGUCCAGGGUGAACGAUCAGCUGCCGCUGUGCCCUACGGACGGUAACCCUGACUGCCGUAACUGCAGCCCGGGAAGACCCGGCGAUAACCUGGUCAUGACCCAGUGCUGCUUUGCCCACCACUGGGCCUGGAAGGAAGGACGCAAUCUGCGUGAUGUCAUCCCGUAUCAUUUCCAUUUGGAGCCACGGACCGACAUGACGAUCGAGCCAGACAACCUGGAAUCCGACACACCCGGUGGCACAUGGGAGAAGGAUCCGUGCACGGGUGAGCCAGCCACGUCCGUUCCCAAUGGUCCUUACAUUCCCUGGAGCAAACGAAAGUGA
This is a messenger RNA of Paramacrobiotus metropolitanus, 495 nucleotides long. RefSeq lists its product as uncharacterized. NCBI's taxonomy places the organism in Eukaryota, Metazoa, Tardigrada, Eutardigrada, Parachela, Macrobiotidae. The record is from RefSeq and is a predicted model, not a curated record. The transcript is spliced from 2 exons. The coding region runs from base 58 to 495 and encodes 145 amino acids.